Molecule: messenger RNA, 978 nt
Organism: Ahaetulla prasina
Lineage: Eukaryota; Metazoa; Chordata; Lepidosauria; Squamata; Colubridae
Gene: CIBAR1
Product: CBY1 interacting BAR domain containing 1
Exons: 9
Coding region: 59-931 (290 amino acids)
Biological process (GO): cilium assembly
Cellular component (GO): ciliary basal body; ciliary transition zone
Source: RefSeq, a predicted model, not a curated record
CGCACACCAUCCACUUUCUCCCAACCGUCAGCGGCGGCUGCGGUCGGUGACGAUCGCCAUGUUGAUGCUGGGCAGAGGGCUGGAUGCCAGGGAUAACCAGACCAAGCAAAUACGGGAAGCUGUUUCAAAUGUGGAAAAACAUUUUGGUGAAUUAUGCCAAAUAUUUGCAGCAUAUGUACGAAAAACUGCCAGGCUACGAGACAAAGCAGACCUCUUAGUAAAUGAGAUACAUGCUUAUGCAGCUACAGAAACACCAAAUUUAAAACUUGGAUUGAAAAAUUUUGCAGAUGAGUUUUCCAAGCUUCAGGAUUAUCGCCAAGCAGAGGUGGAAAGACUUGAGGCUAAAGUUGUUGAACCUCUGAAAUGUUAUGGGACCAUCAUAAAACUUAAAAGAGAGGAUCUCAAAGUAACUUUAACAGCGAAGAACAGAGAAGCAAAACAAUUAUCUCAACUGGAGAGGACCCGUCAACGAAAUCCAUCUGAUCGGCAUAUUAUUUCGCAGGCUGAAAGUGAAUUACAGAGAGCCUCUCUGGAUGCAACUAGAACAAGUCGGCAGUUGGAGGAAACAAUUGAUAAUUUUGAAAAACAAAAAAUAAAAGAUAUUAAGAACAUACUUUCAGAAUUCAUUACAAUUGAAAUGUUAUUUCAUGGAAAAGCCUUAGAAAUUUAUACUGCUGCAUUUCAAAAUAUACAAAAUAUUGAUGAGAAUGAAGAUUUAGAGGUAUUUCGGAGUUCACUUUAUCCACCAGAACAUCAAACCCGUUUGGAUAUUGUUCGUGCAAAUUCUAAAUCUCCCCUUCAGAGAACUGGUUCUUCCAGAACUUGUACUGGAAUAGUUCAGAUUGCUAGGAAUCGCCUUAAGGAGGAAGAGGCAGAGGAAGAAGAAGAGGAGGAAGAUGAAGAAUCAGAAACCACUAAGGAGGAAAGAUAGCUUUUGCCACAAAGCAUUCCUCAGAUUAAAAAUACUAAUUGUAUUUA